This is a messenger RNA of Felis catus (domestic cat), 5785 nucleotides long. RefSeq names its product sarcoglycan zeta (gene SGCZ). The transcript is spliced from 8 exons. Bases 3552 to 4451 code for a protein of 299 amino acids. Gene Ontology annotation, cellular component: sarcoglycan complex; sarcolemma. NCBI's taxonomy places the organism in Eukaryota, Metazoa, Chordata, Mammalia, Carnivora, Felidae. Gene Ontology annotation, biological process: cardiac muscle tissue development; heart contraction. The record is from RefSeq and is a predicted model, not a curated record.
CCCACUGCUCCUCUGGUAACCAUCAGUAUGUUCCCUAUAGUUAAGAGUCUGUUUCUUGGUUUGCUUAUCACUUUUUUUCCCCUUUGCGCCUUUGUUUCUUCAUUUCUGGGUAUAACUGAAGUCAUAUGUGCCUUUCUCUGACUUAUUUUGCUUAGCGUAAUACUCACUAGCUCCAUUCACAUGAUUGCAAAUAGACAAGAUUUCAUUAUUUUUUAUGACUAAUAUUCCAUGAUUGUGUGUGUAUAAUUUUAUAUAUUAUAUUUUAUAUAUUAUAUAUUUUUAUAUAGUAAUAUAUAUAAUAUAUACUAACUUCUUAAUCCAUUAAUUAGUCAAUGGAAAUUUGGGCUGUUUCCAUAAUUUGGCUAUUGUAGAGCUGCUGUAAACAUCAGGGUGCAUGUAUCCCUUUGAAUUACUAUUAUUGUAUUCUUUGGGUGAAUACUUAGUAUACCUAGUAGUGAAUUACUGGAUCUGAGGAUGGUUCUAUUUUUAACUUUGUGAGGAACCUCCAUACAAUUUUCCAGCGUGGCUGCACCAGUUUGCAUUCCCACCAGCAGUGUAAGAAGAUUGCCCUUUCUCCACAUCCUCACCAGCAUCUGUUGUUUCUUGUGUUGAUUUUAGCCUUUCUGAUAGCACAUUCCUUGAAAGUUACUAUGCUUAGAUAUCAUUGAGUUUAAGAAAGGAAGCUUAAAGUUCAGUCUGGGUUUGAUAUUAGUAGACCAGAGAAUCUGUAUAUCAAUAAGGACACAUAGGUAAAAUAUAAAAUAAAGCAUAUAUAUUAUUUUAUUAUAUACCAUAAAUAUUUUAAUAUAUAUUUUCCCCACUUUAAAUAUAGUCAAAUUUAAGCCAGUGCCUUAUAGUGGUUUGUUAAAUACUAGCUGAUGAAUAACCAAAAAAAAUCAUCCCCCACCACACAAAUUUAUGUUUUCUAAUGAAUUUCCCUCAUGAAACUAUAGCUGAAAAUACACAAAGAUGUGCAAAAAAAUAAUAUACUAUUCCAGGUAACCGUUAUGACCCAAGUCACAUUUAACACAAAAGCCCUGGACAGUUGACUUUAUAGCAGUCCAAGGUAAAUUAUUAUGUUUAAUUAAACAAUACAGUAUGACAGGUUGACUAUAAUAAGACCAUUUUCUCUUCAAAGAUAUUGAAAUGCAUGACUUAUUUCCAGGGAGAACUAAAAAAUCACAUUACAGAGGACAUUUUUCUUUGUCACUGGAAGAUAAUGAAGUUUGAAGUUCUCAAAUCGCUGAACAGUAGGUUUGGUUGACGAGUAUGUUUCUGACACUUCACUUUAAUCUUUUUCUUCAGAAGUUCCAAAAGCCAAUGACUAUUUUCUUUUAAUUUCAGCAUUUGUUAUAACUAUUUUUGCCGUGUAAUGUCGCAAAGUUUAUGAGUAUAGCACAACUAAGGACGGAUAUCUGCAUCUCAUACCUUUGUUUCCACUAGUUAUAAAUUUCUCCCGCUUUGAAUAAGGAAACCAAAAGAAUGGUAGUAGCCAAAUAAUAUUACAGAAAGCCCCCUUCUGAAAUUUAAUUUUGCUUUUAUAAAGGUUGUUUUUCAUAAUUAGGUAUACAUCUAGCCAAGGGAUUUUAAAUGUGAAAUGGUGUUCUUCAAUCAGUAUCUGAAUACUGGUUGACCAAGAUUAGCUGGGGGAACUGGAACUCUUCAUGAAAUGCCAUUGAAAAUUAACUUCUCAUCUUUAUUCUUUUAGAGACUGAAUUUAAACUUAAGUUGAUUGCAGAAAGUCUGUUCUAUUGUUGAGGAUAGGUUCAUGAACUCAACUAAGUGUUUUACCUCUGAAAAUGCAUAAUCCUGUAAUGACUCCUCUUAAGUAAUGAACAUCUGUAUAUGAAUUCCUGAGGAAUUUGAACCUUUCUGGGAAAGUGAUGGUCACUUCCAGAGUAGUUUAUGACCAGUCCUGAAGUCUCUAGGACUCUGGAGUCUUGAAAGUUGUCCAGAAGCAAUUUAAAACUCAAUAACAUUGAGGACAUGUAUUAUAGACUAUAAAAUACAUACGGUAUCACUCUUUUGAGAUAAUUGGAUAAACCAACACAUGCAUUGAAUAUACUCAGCUAUGCUUGUUUCUCUUUUAGAGGGCUUAAAGAGCAGUUUUAGUCUCACAGGAUUCUGUCAGAUCUUCUUUGUCAACCUCCCAGCCAAAGGUAGUCGUCUGCUACUUUCCAGGCAUUCUGUUUGAGACUAUCUACCAGUAGGACACAUCAUACCUUAUAUUAAGCCCAUUCUAUUACUAGUCAACUGCUGUUAUUAAAAUAGUUUCUAUUAAAUUUAACCAAUAUCUGACUCCUAGUUUAGGGCAUGAUCUAUUAGGCUAUCUGGAAUCACAUGUAGUUAAUUAAAUCUGUCAAAUAUUUGCAAAAUGAUAACAUAUUAAAUAUUCAUCCUCUCUUUUAUUUCUAACUAUCAAAGCAGUGAAUCUUGUUCAAGUUUCUUUUAUUAUUUGUAGGACACCCAAAUAAAAAUGAGCAGUAUUUAUUGAGAAUCUUCUCUGGUAAAGUUGGUGUAAUGGAAAGUGGAGUAAUUAAAAGGAUGGAUAAAAUAGUAUGGCCAUAUUCAAGGAACUUAAAAUACAUUCAGUAAUGUAUCUUAUCCCUACUCUAUUAUUUAAAAUAAUACAUUUUUAAGCGGGACAAGAAAGUUUAGGUGAUGACUCAAGCCCAGUAGGGUCUCUGGUGCCCUUAGGUUACACUGAAAUCUAAUGCAUAUAUACAGAUAUUGUGUGGUUUAAAGAACUGUUUACUACACUGGGAUUAAUAUUAAAAAAAAAAAACUGCCUACAAAUUUCUAAGCUACUUUCUGUUCGUAAAGAAUCAGGCAUCUUCUUUCCCCAAGGCCAACUUUUCAGCUUUCAUAGAAGAUGCUAUUACCAUUGUGAGUUUUGAAUUAAAUAGUGUAUUUCUUCUGAAGAGUUUAACCACUCUAGAUAGUAAUUCUAGCCACCUUUGUAAUAAAAGUACCACAUAUAUAGACAGAAUCAUGUAACAGUUAUGAUUACUUGGGAGAACACCAGAAGAAGAACAUCAUAAUGCUUAUAUUUCAAGUAGCAAAAUUGAGGAAUUUUGAUGUUUAUUAUAAGAAGAUACAUUCAUGUAGGAGAUUAUAUUCAUUGUGGUUUCGUCAACUUCACAUUUUAAAGUUUUGUGCGAAUUGUCUUUCAUAUAAAUAUGUCCUUUGCCAAGGCUUGAAUUAGUACGUGUAAAACAAUAUUCAAAUUGAAAUUCAGCGUACUCUCUCCAGAAAAAUCAGUACCUCAAUUUAGUCACUAAAUUAAUUAAUUCAUGCAGUGCUGAGCAGUAUACUAAUGAUACAAAAAUCAGAGAGAGAAAGUUCACUGUUUCGUAAGAGACUCAGGGGGGUAAAAUAACCACACGAAAAGCAUUUCAGUUAGCGCUGUAAGAUACAUGAAAGCUGUACCAGUGUCUCCACUUUUGCCUGCAGUGGUCAGGGAACACAUGUCAGAGAAAGAAACAGAAGGUGCAGGAUGACCGUGGAUUUGCCAGGGAGAAUGGACACCAAGUCAUGUGUGCGCAGCAAGCAUGACUCGAGAACAAUACAUACUAGCAACACAACAAAACAACCUGCCAAGGGCUGAGAAUGCACAACUUUACCCAGUGGGGAUUUAUGGAUGGCGAAAGAGGUGCUUAUACUUCUUUGUCCUUCUGCUGUUGGUUACCAUGAUAGUUAACUUAGCCAUGACAAUAUGGAUAUUGAAAGUGAUGAAUUUCACCGUGGAUGGUAUGGGAAAUCUGAGAGUCACCAAGAAGGGAAUCCGACUUGAAGGUAUAUCUGAGUUUCUACUUCCAUUGUAUGUGAAAGAAAUUCAUUCCCGAAAGGAUAGUCCACUGGUCUUACAGUCUGACAGGAAUGUAACAGUGAAUGCGAGAAAUCACAUGGGGCAGUUAACUGGACAGCUGACAGUAGGAGCUGACGCUGUGGAAGCUCAGUGUAAGAGAUUUGAAGUGAGAGCGAGUGAAGAUGGCAGGGUGCUGUUCUCUGCAGAUGAAGAUGAGAUUACCAUUGGGGCUGAAAAGCUGAAAGUUACAGGCACCGAAGGAGCAGUAUUCGGGCACUCUGUUGAGACACCUCACAUCAGAGCAGAACCUUCCCAAGACCUCAGGCUUGAAUCACCCACCAGGUCCUUGAUCAUGGAGGCUCCUCGAGGGGUCCAGGUCAGCGCUGCUGCGGGAGACUUCAAGGCCACCUGCAGGAAGGAGCUCCAUCUGCAAUCUACAGAGGGGGAGAUCUUUUUGAACGCAGAGAAAAUCCGGCUGGGGAAUCUACCGACCGGCUCUUUCUCAUCGUCUUCACCCAGCUCCUCAAAUUCUCGGCAGGCAGUGUACGAACUGUGUGUCUGCCCCAAUGGCAAACUUUACCUUUCUCCAGCGGGACUAGGUUCCACUUGUCAGUCCAGUAGCAGCAUCUGCUUGUGGAGCUGAAGUGACUGAUUUCUCCUCACACCAGAAUAGCCUUUUGUUCCCGUCCGUCUGCUUCACAGUUCUGCUCGGUUUCCCUUGUGAUCAGUCCAGAGCUUCUUCGAAUGGUCCACAGAGCAACUUGUUCCCAUGCAAGCAGGGAUUCGCUGCCACCUUCUCUUGUGAUUUACUGUACUGCUCAACGCAGAGAGUGUGGGUGACAGAACAGUGGAAAAAAAUCACCUUCCGCGGGAAAACUGGAUCAUAACUUUUGCUCAAAAGGGAGAAAAACAUAGGUGCCUUUGCUACGUGAAGUGAAGCACACAGUUUUAGAUUUUUGCAGGACCUGGAUAUGAACUGCACACAUACACAUUACAUAGAUGAAAUUCUCAGUAUCCAAUGGCAAGAUGAGAUGGUUGACCCUGUCAGAAAACUAAUUCGACAGUCUGAAAGCACAAUUUUCCAAUCAUCUUUUUGGAUGUAAACUUUUAUCCCCGAAUUUUAAAAUUUUGAAGCAUUAUAUAAUGCUUGCUUUACUAAAAAUUAAAUUCGAUACAUGAUUUUUAACAAAACGAAACAAAACAAGACAGAACCCCACCUUGAGUUUUAUUUGUUUCUUUGAAUUCAGUGUGUUGUUACUCUUUGUCUACUAAGUCUAGAAUUUUGUACAUUAGGUAAUUUUGAAAGCACUCAGCAAUAUAAUCUUUACAGAAUUAACAAAAUGCCAUUAUACUGUCAUUUGUCAGAUCUGAAUGGCCUUAUAUAGUAUUUACUUGGCUUUUGCAUGUGACGUAUUUGCUUUUAACGAAACAUCUAAUUUAUUCCGAUAUAAGAUAGGAUUAAGAGAGAUCUACUGAUGGUAUGGAAUCCAUAGAUUUUUUUUUUUUAAUUCACCUGCUAUCUUUUACACUAGGUUCUCAUAGUACAACUCUUUGUUUUCUCCACUCCCUUUAAAUUUGACUCUGACUGCUAAAAUUCAACCAUAUCCUCUAAAUAAAUUAAUACUAAUGUGAUGCAUUAUGCCGAGAAUGGGUUCACUUUCCAUUGGAAUAUAACCUUCAGAAUUAUAUCUAUGUAUUCUUUUUUAUUGGAGAUUAAGAUUUAAGGAUGGUCUAAAGUAAAUUAUAACUCCCUGCUUAAACAGUAAAAACUAUAAAUGUUAACAAAUAUGUUGAAAAUGUGUUUACUCCAUUACAUUCCUAUUUUAAGGAAUUUGGUUGUGUUUCCUUUCAGCUCUUAACAUUUGGUUACCUUUAUUAGACUGUUAAGCUACCCUGGCAUCAGAAAUCCUAGCUCCUUCCAUUCUCCACUGUUUAUUUUUGUAAAGUAGCACGAAUAAAUAACUCCAGAAUAAUGCA